Messenger RNA from Brassica napus (rape), 1157 nucleotides. Its product is annotated as protein HOTHEAD-like. NCBI's taxonomy places the organism in Eukaryota, Viridiplantae, Streptophyta, Magnoliopsida, Brassicales, Brassicaceae. Gene Ontology annotation, molecular function: oxidoreductase activity, acting on CH-OH group of donors. The record is from RefSeq and is a predicted model, not a curated record. The transcript has 2 exons. The coding region runs from base 381 to 1010 and encodes 209 amino acids.
GCUGCUGAUGCUUAGCGGCGUGGGUCCUAUGGCUCAUCUUGUGGCUCACGGGAUUAAACCGGUGGUCUUAGACCAUCCAAUGGUCGGGCAAGGGAUGGGAGAUAAUCCGAUGAAUGCCAUCUUUAUUCCUUCUCCUACUCCCGUAGAAGUUUCUCUAAUACAAGUCGUUGGGAUCACAAAGUUUGAUAGCUACAUCGAAGGAGCUAGUGGUGUAAUCCUCUCUUAUAGUUGGACUCGUAAUUUUUUCGAUGGCGUUUUGAAUUAUUUUAACGAGGUAUAAUAAACAUAACUUUAUUAAACGUUAUUACAACUUUAUUAUUUACUAAUGAAAUAACUAUAUGCUAAUGUUUUUUUACCUUGUUUUGUUUUGAUUGGGUAAGAUGCAGACAAGCCGUACUACCACUUCCACAUCACUCUCGACUCAGUCCAUCACCGACUUUUUCAAAUCCAUAAAUCCAUUAUUAAAUGCAACCAUAAAAGCUGGUUUAAUCCUCCAGAAAGUCGCGGGACCAGUCUCUAGAGAUCACUUGGAGCUAAGGAACAUAAACCCAAAUGAUAAUCCUUCAGUGAGAUUUAAUUACUAUCAGGAGCCAGAGGAUCUAGAGAAAUGUGUUGAAGGGAUUGCAACUAUCAUUAAAGUGAUUAACUCGAAGGCAUUUUCCAAAUUCAAGUACCCGGAAGCGACCAUACAUGGCUUGCUCGAUAUAAUACGGAGCGUUCCAACUAAUCUGAGACCGAGGCAUGUAACCUCGGUGCUUAAUUUAAAACAGUUUUGCAUCGACACUGUGAUGACUAUUUGGCAUUACCACGGAGGUUGCCAAGUUGGAAGAGUGGUAGACAAGAAUUACAAAGUUUUAGGUAUUGAUGGUUUAAGGGUUAUCGAUGGAUCAACAUUUCUCAAGUCUCCGGGGACGAAUGCUCAAGCUACGAUUAUGAUGCUUGGAAGGUAUAUGGGACAAAAGAUUCUUCGAGAGAGGGAGGUUUUCCGCAAAAGGAACGAAGAAACAUGAGAUAUUACUUUUUGAGAUAUAUGCUAAAAGAAUCAUGGACUUGAAUUAUUUUAAUCAAUGUAUGCUGAGCUAAAAUAGUCUGAACGUGUACAUCAAUCCAUGUUCUGUUUCUAUUAUGUAUAAUAAUGGUGGAAUCUUUGAAAUUCA